AUGUACGAAACGAAGGUUUCUGGCUCUGACGAUGUCCGGCACAGGACCGCCGAAAGCUCAGCAUGGAGUCAUCGGGGUCGUAGGACUGUGGGUCGAGGUAUUCUUCGUACAAUUCAACAGACAAAAGUCAAAGGCAACCCUACUUCGGUAUCCGUCAUCCAUCCAUUCUAUUUUCUUCACAGACCAAAUCUUGCAGCUCGCUCCUUUCUUUCCCGUCUUCUUCCACUUUCCAGCCGAGAGUCAUCGCCAGGAAAAGAUUCAUAUUGCCACCCUGAUCUUUCUGCUGCAGAAUCACAUUCAGCUUCAGCCGUAGGGAGCAGCAGCCGGUGGCGUAAGCGGCCUCCUGUAUCAAAAACUCCAGCAUCUGAAACGUCUGUGGCAGAUCUUAACACUCCUCGAGUAGCCGAGCUCGAUUCUUUGACUCGUUUUUUAGAUCGUACUGGUCUCGCUCGCUGGAUGACUGAAUCACAUGGCUUACAUGGACAGAUCACUGCUCUUCACUACGAGGGGCAAUUUGUAUCCAACUCCCUGCACGGGUUUGUUUAG
Molecule: messenger RNA, 546 nt
Organism: Protopolystoma xenopodis
Lineage: Eukaryota; Metazoa; Platyhelminthes; Monogenea; Polystomatidea; Polystomatidae
Source: the annotation of a GenBank genome assembly